Corylus avellana is the source of this 1443-nucleotide messenger RNA. RefSeq lists its product as uncharacterized. The record is from RefSeq and is a predicted model, not a curated record. NCBI's taxonomy places the organism in Eukaryota, Viridiplantae, Streptophyta, Magnoliopsida, Fagales, Betulaceae.
AUCCAUUAUAGUGUCACUAGUUGAUCUAAGCGUUACAUCAUAAAAAGGAAACACUCUGCGUGACCUUCCCAAACUCCAUCCAAUUCCGGUUACGUGAAGCUCCGUGUGAAAAGCUGAAUGGUGGAGCUUCGGCGUGCAAAUUAAGCUCUGAAUAUAUGUUCACAGGAUCAUGUUAUAAUUGGUGCUGGCGUUUUUGCGGGAGUAUUGUUUGAGUGUGGAGCUGCCUCCGAAUAUGUCGAGCGGAUCCGUUAGAAGGGUCUCGCGGCAAGAUAUACAACUAGUGCAAAAUCUUAUAGAACGAUGUCUUCAGGUAUACAUGAACCAGAAGGAAGUUGUGAAAACGCUUUUGGAUAAAGCCAAAAUAGAGCCUGGUUUUACAGAACUUGUUUGGCAGAAGCUUGAAGAAGAAAACCGAGAAUUCUUCAAGGCUUAUUAUCUUCGUUUGAUGGUGAAGCACCAAAUAAAUGAAUUCAACAGGUUGCUUGAGCAACAGGUGCAGUUAAUGCGUCAGAUAGAUCCAACUGGAGUUGCUUCAUUACCUACUUCGAAUGGAUCUCAUAUCUCACCUUUGCACCAGAACUCAGCUCGCUAUGCCCCUGAGCAUGCAAGAUCAGCUGUGAAAGCAGAAAACAUCCACCACCCUAUGGGUUUGAGUUUGCCUAAUGCAUUUGCUAAUGGUGGAUCAUUAUUAGACCCAAGUAUGCACGCUGCUGUUGAAAUGCCUACUCAUGCUAGUAGGCUUGAUGUUCCACCAACUCUGCUAUCAGCUCAGAGCUUAAAUGUGAGUAUGAUUCACGGGAUAAAUGGGGGAAUGAUCAAAUCAGAAACUGGAUAUUCAGGCAAUUCUGCUUACAUGUUCGAAUCUGAUGGAAAUGUCCCAGAAGUGCGUCCAACAAUCGGGGAUGCAUCUGUUGCAUCUUACACUGGUGUAGAGUCCAAUGCACAACCCUUGAAUGAAGAACUUCUGGAUGCGGACACUUCUUCAUAUGGAUUUUUAGGUCAGAUUCCUAGAAAUUUCAGUCUCUCAGACCUGACAGCCGACUUUUCUCAGAGCUCUGAUAUACUAGAGAGUUACCCUCGGUCACCCUUCCUAGCAACAGAUUCUGAAAACUUCCUUGAUUCUCGUGAUAGGGGAGAACUUCAAGGAGACAAUAGAAGGUUGGAUACUAUAUCGGAAGGCUUGAGUUAUGAAGACUUUGGGAGUGAAUAGUGGGUCUAACAGCACCCCCAAGAAAAGAAGUGUUUGUAUAUAGCAUUUUCGAACUGGAGAAACCAGAUUUUAAACCCCUUAAAAGGUGUUGAUUGGCGUGUAGAAGUUCAUGUACAUUGUAAUGUAUUGAUAAUAGUCGACAUUUGGAGUGCUUUUCUAGGAAAAGAAUUUGACCCAAAAAAAAAAAAAAAAAGAAAGAAAUUAAAAGCAAUAAUGCAAAUGGGUUUUUACUU